AUGCUUGGAGCUGCAUUUUAUAUUCUCGUUUACUAUCUCCCGAUAUGGUUCCAAGUAAUCAAAGGUGCCUCCGCCGUACGCUCGGGGAUUAUGAACCUCCCCAUGCUCGUAUCGCUGAUUGUGCUCUCCAUUCUCAGCGGUGCCUUAGUCUCUGCCAUGGGAUACUACACUCCCACUAUGAUCAUGGGCUGUAUCCUGGUACUCAUCAGCACCGCGCUGAUGACCACCUUUACUCCGGACACUGGGACCGUAAAAUGGGCUGGCUACCAAGUCAUCAUGGGUGCUGGAAUUGGCAUGGGGGCGCAGCAAACUGUCCUCGCUAUGCAGGCUUCACUACCCGCUCAAGACGUGCCUGUUGGUACGGCUCUGAUGAUAUUCUAUCAGACGCUUGGAGGUGCUGUCUUCCUGAUCGUGGCGCAGAAUAUCUUUCAGAAUGAGCUGGUGAAGAAAUUAACCGCUAAGAAUAUUCCGGGUGUAGAUGCGAGCAGUGUGGCCGCUGCGGGAGCGACGGAGGUUAGGAACCUAGUGCCCGCCCAGUAUCUGGGAGAGGCGUUAGAGGCGUAUAAUGCAGCGGUGGUGAGGACGUUUUAUAUCUCGGUUGCGUUGGCGGGAGUAGCGGUUUUGGCAACAUUUGUGCCGGAGUGGAAGUCGGUGAAGACGGGGGUGAAGAAUAGAGACGAGCACGACAAUGUCGAAUGCGGAGGGAAUGAGAUCGUGUAG
Molecule: messenger RNA, 720 nt
Organism: Aspergillus luchuensis
Lineage: Eukaryota; Fungi; Ascomycota; Eurotiomycetes; Eurotiales; Aspergillaceae
Exons: 2
Coding region: 1-720 (239 amino acids)
Biological process (GO): transmembrane transport
Molecular function (GO): transmembrane transporter activity
Source: RefSeq, a predicted model, not a curated record